Penicillium salamii is the source of this 447-nucleotide messenger RNA. The record is from the annotation of a GenBank genome assembly. NCBI's taxonomy places the organism in Eukaryota, Fungi, Ascomycota, Eurotiomycetes, Eurotiales, Aspergillaceae.
AUGUCGUCUGUUCAAGAAAAGUACAUUGCUGCCAUCGAGGCCGAUCAGAAAGUCAAUCCGGGGACUAUCGAUGACCUGUUUAAACAGCUGCCCCCUGUGAAACCUGACCAUUUGAUUGGGACCUGGAAUGGGGGGUUCUUCGACACUGGACACCCAGUCGCCACCCAGUUAGAUGAUAUCAAAUGGAUUGGAAAAUCAUUCAAGACGCUCGAAGAUGUGGAUCCUGUGAUCGUGGAUCGAGAUGGGGAGCGAGCCAGCUGGGGUCAAUGGGGCUUCGCUAGUGUUCGCGAGAUGGUGUACGGUGGAACGGUAUCUGCGGCAAUGAUCUACGACGAUCGACCCAUUUUCGAUCACUUCCGCUUGGUCAACGAUAAUCUCUUGGCUGGUGUUAUGGAGGGCAAGGGUCUCGGACACACAGGUUCAUUUUACUUCUACUUGAAACGAUAG